AUUUUGAUGAUCAGACUUUUUAGUAAAUACGGUGCUUCUUCAUCAAAAAUGGUGACAUUCUAUUUUAAAAAUAAAGAUAAUUCCCUAACAAAAGUAACAUCACCAAUUGGAUAGAAUUUAUUAUAAAUCGCACAUAAAAACGAAGUUGAUUUAGAAGGGGCAUGUGAAUAAUCACUAGCAUGUUCAACUUGUCAUGUUAUCUUACCAAGUAAUAAACAUGAAUUUGAUAUAGAAUAAUUGUAUGAUAAAUUGCCAUAGCCUGUACCUGAAGAAGAAGAUCUCUUGGAUCUAGCAUAUGGAUUGACAGAAACAUCGAGACUGGGAUGUUAAGUAAAGGUUGACGAGAAAUUUGAGAAUGUUAUAAUAUAAUUACCAAAAGCUACAAGGAAUUUCUAUGUUGAUGGUCACAAACCUAAGCCUCAUUGA
This is a messenger RNA of Paramecium octaurelia, 426 nucleotides long. The record is from the annotation of a GenBank genome assembly. Lineage: Eukaryota; Ciliophora; Oligohymenophorea; Peniculida; Parameciidae.